AUGGAGGCACUCGCAGCGAUAUCGCUGGCGGGGAACUUGGCCCAGUUCCUUGAGCAUGCGUUGAAAGCGGUAUCCAAGACACACAGUAAGCUUGACGAGAACCUCGAUCUGGAGGAAAUCGCCCAGGAUUUCAAGUAUGGAUUCGCCGAGAAGCUAGGAAAGCUUCAAGUCGAGAUCGAUAGACGUGAAGCUAAAGAUGCGACUUUGAAAGAAGCCAUCACGAUCUUGAUUGAAAGGAAGCAUAAGCGAAGAAGACUCAAGAAGGAAUUGGGAACUAUUGAAGAGAAAAUAGAGCUUGAGGGCAAGCUUCAGGCGAUCGCCAAAGACGCAACAGACUCUUUGAACAUGAUCGACUUGGACUCGAAAGGCAGCGAUGACAUCAUUUCAAGCCUCGAGUUGCCGUUGAGUGGUUCUCGCGCUGCGGAGUAUGACGUCCUGCAGGGACUGAUGACCAGAGGUCUGAACGUAGCUGGCGAGAUUUUGGGCAUCUUGAACGGCCUCAAGGUUUCAGACACACCCAACACAGGGAUAUACCUUAAGAUCAAGAUCAUCUCGAAAACUCUGUGGAAACAAGCGGAAUUACAAGAACUUCAUGACAGAUUGGAUACUCUUCGAGCACAGAUAUCUACUCAUCUUCUGGCCUUGUUAUUGGAACAGCAACGGAGCAUGCAUCAAGAUUUGCGAAUGGCAUCAUCGCAGAACGGAAAGAAUUAUGCCGAGCUGAAUGCCAAGCUUGACAUAGCCCUUCGCCGAGCCCAAUACGCCGCCAAUCGAAAAGUCCCCAUAGAGGAUGAUGGUGCCACAAUUUCUUACCCUGAAACUCCAGAUUAUCAAGGAGAAAUGCAGAACUUUAGGCUCGAAGGAGUUGUUGAUCAUUUACGUAAAAUGUGGACAUUGGAGAAGCAUAAAGGGAUCUUGGACAGCCUAUACUACAGCCAACUCGAGGAUAGAGAAUGGGCUAUCCAUGAAGCCCACGGGAAAACGUUCGAGUGGAUUUUCGAAGCUGAUUCUGCUGACGACGAUGUCAAGAAGAACAGUGUCAACUUCAUCGAGUGGCUCAAGCACGGGGACGGCGUAUUUUGGGUAACUGGUAAAGCUGGCUCUGGAAAGUCCACCUUGAUGAAGUUCUUGACUCACCACCAUGAAACCAAGCGCCUCGUGCAAAAGUGGGCAGGAAAUGCCGAUUUGCUCCUUGCUCAGCACUACUUCUGGAGUCCUGGAACUGCCAUGCAAAAGUCGCAACAGGGUCUGCUGAGGGGGCUGCUGCGGCAAGUUUUUAAACAGCGCACAAGUCUUAUUGGCGAGGUCAUUCCCGAUCGAUGGAACUCUCCCUAUAUCAACAUGUUCGAUCCUUGGAGGCGGUCAGAACUUGUCAAGGCGCUCGAAAAGCUGGGGACAAUGGCCCAGGCAGAAUGGAGAAUUUGUUUCUUCAUCGACGGCCUCGAUGAAUACAGCGGCGACCAAUUUGAACUAGCCAACGACAUUUUGCGCAUGGGGAGAUCGCCAAAUAUCAAGAUAUGCGCCUCGAGCCGGCCCUGGAACGAGUUCACCGAUGCCUUCGAGCAUUCCGAGUGGAAACUAUAUCUGCACGAUCUCACGCGGGACGAUAUUCAUAUGUUUGUCAAAGACAACCUUCGGGACUCCGACAAGUUCAAGAGGCUCCAGCAGAGCGACGGGGUCGCGGCCGAAAAGUUGUCGCUGGAGAUCACUGACCGAGCCCAAGGUGUUUUCCUCUGGGUUUUCCUCGUUGUGCGAUCCCUGCUCCAUGGGCUCAUGAACGAGGAUGACAUCCAGGAUCUCCGGAAGAGGCUGCGAGCGCUUCCCACCGAUCUCAAAGAAACAUUCAGUCAGAUGCUGAACAACAUAGAUGAGUUCUACCGGAAGCGGACUGCUCGGUUGUUUCUCACCCUGGCCCACGCGGCGACCUCGUUCCCGGUUCUUGCCUUCCACUUCAUGGAUUUUGGCGACAAAGCCCUGUCCAAAGAACCUCUACCCUUCCUGAGGUAUUGGCCGGACGUCGACAAGAAUGCCGAGCUGUUGCAGGCGAUGGAUCGCAAGAAGCGACAACUGAUAGGACAGUGCAAGGACCUCAUUUUCAUCACGCCCGUCCCAAAUGCGCCCGACCUCUUCAACGAACGAGUUGGGUUUCUGCACAGGACUGUUGUCGAUUUCAUCCAGACCAGAGACAUACGAGCGCAGCUUGAAGACGCCGCGGAGGAUUUUAGCCCUGACAAAGUUCUCCUCGACGCCAACGUCGGCCAGCUUAGAUCCUUGAUACACCAGCACCGACUCUCAUACAUCCGCCCACGCCUAGGCCAGUGGGUUUUGGGGGCUUUGUAUUAUGCGCGCAGAGUAGAAUUUAUGGCCAGGAUCCCUGCGGUCGACGCACUGGACGACCUCGAGGUCAUCAUCAUGAGCGUCUUUGCAAGAUGGGGGUUCGGACACGCCAUGACUACGCUGCUUCCGGGGGGUCCCAGGAGAACAACUUCCGUAACCUCUAUCUCGUCUUUCAUGGAUCUUGUUUGCAGGUAUGACUUGGCGUUGUACGUCAGCUGCAAGUUACCAGACGUGGACAUUGAACGACUAGACACGUUGGCGCCAAACUGGAGGGCUCGGGUGGAUAUCAAGCGAAGCUCAGGCUUUGAGUUGUGCGAUCUGGUAGAAGGAGACUAUGACACAGAAUGGAGGCUUUGGAAGAAGGCACAAUCUUCGCUCUCGUCAGAGGAUAUGCCGGCUGGGAUGGUUGCGCAGGCAGCGAUUCCUUGCGAAUUCGCUUCGCCGCCGAGAAGUCCAAAAUUGUGGGUUGAAUUUGGCCUCACAAGUGAAGACGGCGCGAAGGGAAGGCGCAGGAGGUUCUCUGCGAAGUGGAAAGGGCUCCUUCGAGGCGGAUGA
Molecule: messenger RNA, 2892 nt
Organism: Colletotrichum gloeosporioides
Lineage: Eukaryota; Fungi; Ascomycota; Sordariomycetes; Glomerellales; Glomerellaceae
Exons: 3
Coding region: 1-2892 (963 amino acids)
Source: RefSeq, a predicted model, not a curated record